AAUGUACUUAGUACUAACAAUCCAGUACUCAUCUCUUUUUGCUGGGACAAGAGCUGCUGGGGGUAUUUGAUAGAGAACUCCAACCCCCCAGUCAUCAGGGAUCUUGGCACAGCUGGGCACAAUGAUGACUGCCACAUUCAAAGGAUUUCUGUUUUUCUUUCUGUUCACUACUGCAAGUUGUGCCUCUAUCUGCGCUACCAGAGGAGUCAACUCCUGCCAGCAAUGCCUCGCUGUCAGUCCAUCAUGUGCCUGGUGCUCUCAAACGGAUUUCGGAAAAGGAGCUCCUCGCUGUGACGUAGUGUCAGCACUGCUAGAGAAUAACUGCGAUCGAAACAACAUUGAGCACCCUGUUAGUAAGGUCAAGACCCUGGUUGACAGACCGCUGAGUGACAAGGGCUCAGAAGGGGACAUCACCCAGAUGACACCACAAAAGUUAGAACUGCACCUGAGACCAGAUGAUUCCAAGAUCUUCACAAUACAAGUACGGCAGGUGGAAGACUAUCCACUGGACAUCUACUACCUUAUGGAUCUAUCUUACUCUAUGAAGGAUGAUUUGGUAACCAUCCAGACCUUAGGAACUCAAUUGGCUGAAAGGAUGCACAAAGUAACCAGCAAUCUCCGCAUUGGCUUUGGCGCUUUUGUUGAUAAGCCCAUGUCACCUUACAUGUAUAUGUCUCCACCAGAGGUCAUCACAAACCCCUGCAGAGACAUUCAAACCACCUGCAAGCCCACUUUUGGUUAUCAGCACAUUUUGGCCCUCACAGACCAGGUUGAGAGAUUCAAUCAGGAAGUUGCAAAGCAGGAUGUUUCCCGAAACCGCGAUGCCCCAGAAGGGGGAUUUGAUGCCAUCAUGCAGGCUGCAGUAUGCGAUGAGAGGAUUGGCUGGAGGAACGAAUCAUCCCACCUGCUGGUUUUUACUACAGAUGCCAGAACACACAUUGCCUUGGAUGGACGUCUUGCAGGAAUCGUUCGCCCCAAUGAUGGACAGUGCCAUCUUGGAGAUAGCAAUUCUUACACACUGUCUACUAUUCUGGACUACCCUUCCAUUGGACUCAUGACUGAAAAACUUUCCCAAAAAAACAUCAAUCUUGUUUUUGCCGUCACUAAAGAGGUCUCAGACCUCUACAAGGAAUACAGUGAGUUAAUUCCCGGGACAACAGUGGGUACAUUAUCCAAAGAUUCCGGAAAUGUGAUUCAGCUGAUCGUAGAUUCCUAUGAGAAGAUCCGAUCUAGGGUGGAACUCGAAGUCCGCGAUCUUCCCGAGGAGCUGUCCCUCUCAUUCAAUGCCACUUGCACCAACAAUGAGGUCACACCAGGCCUAAAAUCCUGCUCAGGGCUCAAGAUUGGGGAUACGGUGAGUUUUUCCAUUGAAGCAAAAGUUCGAGGUUGCCCUGCAGAGAAGGUGAAGACAUUCUCCAUCAAACCUGUGGGAUUUAAAGAUUCCCUGACUGUGACCGUAAACUUCCAGUGUGAAUGUGACUGUCAGAAGUAUGAUGAGCCAGACAGCGACUCGUGUAAUAAAGGAAAUGGGACCCUCAGCUGUGGAAUCUGUGACUGUCACCCUGGCUGGUUAGGACCACAUUGUGAGUGCUCCGAGGAGGAUUAUGACCCCUCAAAACAAGACCGCUGCAGCCAAAAGGACAAAGGUGUCCUCUGUUCCGGGAGAGGAGAGUGUGUGUGCGGCCAGUGCAUUUGUCACACCGGUGACUUUGGCAAAGUGUGGGGGAAAUUCUGUGAAUGCGAUGACAUCUCCUGUAUGCGGUACAAGGGCGAGAUAUGCUCAGGGCACGGGCAGUGUAAUUGCGGUGAUUGUAUCUGUGAAUCCGACUGGUCUGGCGAUAAUUGUAACUGCACCACACGCACAGACACCUGUAUGUCCAGCAGUGGGCUCUUGUGCAGUGGUAGAGGGGAGUGCAUCUGUGGCAAGUGUGACUGCACCCAGCCAGGCUCCUACGGGGACACCUGUGAAAAAUGCCCUACCUGUCCUGACGCCUGCACCUUUAAGAAGGGGUGUGUGGAGUGUAAGAAGUUUGAGCGUGGCCCUUGGAAGAAUGAAUCCCUAUGCAAGAGAAUUUGUCGAGAUGAGAUUGUACGUGUACAGGAACUUGUUGACAAUGGGGUGGAUGCGGUGAACUGCACUUAUAAGGAUGAGAAUGACUGUGUGGUCAGGUUCCAAUACCAUGAGGACUCCAGUGGGAAGUCUGUGUUGUACGUCAUCGGUGAAGAAGAAUGCCCUCAGGGUCCUGAUAUCCUUGUGGUUUUAAUGUCUGUGAUGGGAGCCAUCUUGCUAGUGGGCUUGGUAGCACUGCUUAUUUGGAAGCUGCUCAUCACCAUCCAUGACCGGCGUGAGUUUGCCAAAUUCGAAGAGGAGCGGUCGAAAGCUAAGUGGGACACGGCUCACAACCCUCUCUACAAAGGAGCCACUUCAACCUUCACCAACAUAACAUAUCGUGGAAAUGAAUGAAUACGGUGAUUGGACAUCCCGAUCUUGGAGAAACUGAAAUUUGUGACGUCAUUUCUGCUGUUUUGCAUCCUCAUUAUUUUAAUAGCACACCGCUCUCCGCAAGAUGUGAAACCCCUGUGGCCAUCUGAGACUGUUUUUGAUCUAAAAAUGAUUUACAAAAAAAAAAAAAUUCAGGGCCUUCGAAUGAUCUCUUAUAUCUACUGAAGCCAGAACUAAAUAAAUACUUCCACCCUUUAAAUCCCGGACUAAGAGGACGCAUGGUGGAUACUCAACACAGAGAAUUCAUCAGCCAUUCGGAUGCAUCAGAACGGCCAGAAAAACAGAACUUCUGCUGUCAUAAAAAGAUUCUCAGGAAUUCCACUAUACUCAGUUGCGAUAACGCACUCCACCCUGUUACACUCGGUAGACCCCUGUACAGGACUGAGCUUGUGCAGCUACACCCUUGUUACGUACUAUUUCUUUUUUUUUUUUAAUGCAAGAUCUGUAGCUUACUAAAGCUCAAGAAAACAUUUUUGAACUUUUCCACACAGCUUUCUAAUGAUUUAAGUGUUCAACACUUCUUGCCAGCAAUAUUUUUUUUACGUAUCUUAUGUACUGUGUGCCAGAGUAUUUGCCAUACAAUCUGUCUUUAAUCUGAUCUAAGUAAAACAAAACUUGAAUUUUUUUUUAUAUGCUA
Rana temporaria (common frog) is the source of this 3140-nucleotide messenger RNA. It is a transcript of the gene ITGB3, whose product is annotated as integrin subunit beta 3. Gene Ontology annotation, molecular function: fibronectin binding; fibrinogen binding; integrin binding. The transcript has 15 exons. Gene Ontology annotation, cellular component: focal adhesion; cell surface; integrin complex. The record is from RefSeq and is a predicted model, not a curated record. Lineage: Eukaryota; Metazoa; Chordata; Amphibia; Anura; Ranidae. Bases 122 to 2464 code for a protein of 780 amino acids. Gene Ontology annotation, biological process: cell-matrix adhesion; cell migration; integrin-mediated signaling pathway.